AUUGUGAACCACUGAGCCACAAGCAACACACCAAAAAAAGAUUGCGAAUUCAUUUCGGCUAUAGAAAUUGUGUUUAGUGUGGCGUUUUUAUAUAUCUACAAACAAUUGUACCUACCUUAGUGUAAAGUGUGUGUAAUUAAAUAACAGAGAGUGCGUGAGGGAGAGAGCAAAUAAACGGAGCAUCAAACAAACAGUCGUCUUUGCCUCUUUGACUCCUCAGACUCCUCCUCGUGUGAAUAUAUUUUGGUCAUCAUCGUUGUAGUUGUGGUUGUGGUUUAUUUUAGGAAUAGCAGAAGAAAUAAACAACAGAAUUGCAAAUCGAGAUCAUGUCCCGCUCUGAGUCAGCCAGAGCAACGAGCAGCAGCAGGAGCUCGGAGGCGCCUCUCUGCAAACGCCUCAAAUUGAAUGAAGAUGCCGGCCGGGCAGUUGGGGCAGUUGCCGGUGGUGGAGCCUCUGCUGCUGCCGCUGCUCCUCCUCCUCCUCCAUCUACACUGUUGCCAGCAGCAGCAUCGCCAAGCAGCAGCAACAACAACAGCAGCAAUAACAGCAACAACAACAACAGCAGCAGCAGCUACGAAAAUCACGACAAAGCAAACGACGUUGACAUGUUGAAUGUGAGCGAGACAGCUAGAGCAACGACUGCUAAUGCUGGCGAUUUGUGUGUAUCGUCGUCCAGCUCUGACGCAUGCAAAGCAAAUAAGUCGUCGUCGUCGUCCAAGCAAGAAGAACAAGCAGCUGCCGGUGGCGGGGAUGUCGUUGUUAGUACAUCGUCAGCAGUGAAUAAGGAAAGUAGUCGCAUACAAAGUUGUGCGUCGUCCUCCUCAUCGAUAAUAACUAAUAAUAAUAAUAAUUCACAACUGGCAACGACAACAAUAACAACAACAAACAACGCGCGCGCUGUCAGCUCAACAAACGUUAGUUCAACCAAAAACAACAGUAAUAACAGCAACAACAAGAACAGCAGCAGCAACAAUAACAGCAGCAGUAACACAAGUGCAGUUAUGGCUGCCAACAACAGCAACAACAACAGCAGCGGCAGCAGCAGCGCUGCCGGAUCUGCUGCUGGAGGCGAUAUUGAUGAAUCGCUGUAUUCGCGCCAACUUUAUGUGCUGGGACACGAUGCAAUGCGGCGCAUGGCCAAUUCGGAUAUUCUUUUGUCCGGUUUGGGCGGCCUCGGCUUGGAGAUAGCCAAGAAUGUCAUUUUGGGCGGCGUUAAAUCGAUCACCCUGCAUGACACAGCAACUUGUACGCUGAAUGAUUUGGCCUCGCAAUUCUAUUUGACCAAAUCGGAUAUUGGCAAGAAUCGUGCCGAGGCCUCCUGUGCCCAAUUGGCCGAGCUGAAUAGCUAUGUGCGUACUCUCUCACACACGGGCCCCCUGACGGACGAGUUCCUGUGCAAAUUCCGUGUAAUUGUGCUGACCAAUUCGGAUGCCGAGGAGCAGCAGCGCAUCGCACAAUUCGCCCAUGACAAUAAUAUUGCAUUGAUCAUUGCGGAGACGCGCGGCCUGUUCGCCAAGGUCUUCUGCGAUUUUGGAGAUAAGUUCACCAUUUAUGAUCAGGAUGGCGCCCAGCCGGUGUCGACAAUGAUUGCGAGCAUAACACAUGAUGCACAGGGUGUUGUCACUUGCCUGGAUGAGACACGUCAUGGCUUCAAUGAUGGUGACUAUGUCACCUUCUCCGAGGUGCAGGGCAUGCAGGAGCUGAAUGGCUGUCAACCGAUCAAGAUCAGCGUACUCGGUCCAUAUACUUUCAGCAUUGGAGACACCAGUAAAUUCUCGGCCUAUAAAUCGGCUGGUGUUGCCACCCAAGUGAAGAUGCCCAAAUCGGUUAGCUUUAAGCCAUUGGCCGAGGCGGAAAAGGAGCCGGAGUUUUUGAUCUCUGAUUUUGCUAAAUUGGAUGCACCGGCCACGUUGCAUGUGGCAUUUAAGGCACUCGAUGGCUAUGUGCAGGCGAAUAACGCCUUGCCACGUCCCUGGAACGAGGAGGAUGCCCAGAAAUUUUUGCUUAUUUGCAAGGAGCUGAAGAGCGAUGUGGAUGAGCAGCUGGCGUUGCAGUUUGCCAAGAUUUGUGCGGGCAACACGUGUCCCAUGGAUGCCGCCAUCGGUGGCAUCGUUGCCCAGGAGGUGCUCAAAGCGUGCAGCGGUAAAUUUACACCAAUCUUUCAAUGGUUCUACUAUGAUGCCAUCGAAUGUCUACCAACUGGUGGAGUUAGCGAGGAAGAUGCCCAACCGAUGGGCACACGUUAUGAUGCACAGAUUGCCAUAUUUGGACGCAAGUUUCAGGAACUGUUGGGCGAUGCCAAAUGGUUUAUUGUCGGCGCCGGCGCCAUUGGCUGUGAGCUGCUCAAGAACUUUGGCAUGCUCGGUCUGGGUGGACGCAAUGGCCAGAUCUUUGUCACCGAUAUGGAUCUAAUCGAGAAAUCCAAUUUGAAUCGUCAGUUUCUGUUCCGUCCACACGAUGUACAGAAACCCAAGGCGCUCACUGCUGCCGAUGCAAUCAGGCGCAUGAAUCCCGAUGUUAAGGUGACGGCACAUGAAUUGCGUGUCGGUGCCGAAACGGAGAAGGUUUUCUCCGAAGAGUUCUUUGGCAAGUUGGAUGGCGUCGCCAAUGCUCUCGAUAAUGUCGAUGCACGCAUCUAUAUGGAUCGCAAGUGCAUCUUUAAUCGCAUACCGCUCGUCGAGACGGGCACACUCGGCACCAUGGGCAAUGUGCAGGUGAUUGUGCCAUUUGCCACCGAAUCGUACAGCUCCUCACAGGAUCCGCCCGAGAAGAGCAUACCGAUUUGUACGUUGAAGAACUUUCCCAAUGCCAUUGAGCAUACGUUGCAAUGGGCACGCGACUCCUUCGAGGGUGUCUUCAAGCAGAACGCUGAGAAUGCGGCCCAAUACAUCUCUGAUCCGCAGUUUACCGAGCGCAUCCUCAAGCUGCCCGGCAUACAACCACUGGAGAUUCUGGAGUCCAUUAAGAAAGCCUUGCUGGAUGACAAACCGAAGAGCUUUGCUCACUGCGUGGAAUGGGCUCGCUUUAGCUGGGAGGAUCUCUAUGCGAAUCAGAUCAAGCAGCUGCUGUUCAAUUUCCCACCCGAUCAGGUCACCUCCAGCGGUCAACCGUUCUGGUCGGGCCCCAAACGUUGCCCGGAGCCGCUUGUCUUUGAUGUGAAUGAACCGAUGCAUUUGGAUUACAUUUAUGCGGCUGCCAAUUUGCGUGCCGAGGUUUAUGGCAUACCCCAAGUGCGUGAUCGCCAGCAGAUUGCCGAGCUGGUGCAGCAGGUUAAGGUGCCCGAUUUUAGGCCACGCUCUGGCGUCAAGAUUGAGACAAAUGAGGCCGCUGCCGCCGCCUCGGCCAAUAAUUAUGAUGAUGGCGAGGUGGAUCAGGAUCGUGUGGAUAAGAUCAUCACUGAUCUGCUGAAGAAUGCGGACAAGAAGUCGACAAUAACGCCGCUCGAAUUCGAAAAGGACGAUGAUAACAAUCUGCACAUGGACUUCAUUGUUGCCUGCUCCAAUUUGCGGGCGACCAACUACAAAAUCCCACCGGCCGAUCGUCACAAGUCCAAGCUAAUCGCUGGCAAAAUAAUACCGGCAAUUGCGACCACCACAUCGGUGCUGUCCGGCCUGGCUGUGCUCGAGGUGAUGAAACUGAUUGCCGGCCAUCGGGAUUUGGCCAAAUUUAAGAAUGCAUUCGCCAAUUUGGCAUUGCCAUUCCUCGCCUUCUCCGAGCCGCUGCAGGCGGCCAAAAAUAAAUACUACGACCAGGAAUGGACAUUGUGGGAUCGAUUCGAGGUGACCGGUGAGAUGUCGCUGCAGGAGUUCCUCAACUAUUUCGAUGAGAAGGAGAAACUGAAGAUCACAAUGCUGUCGCAGGGCGUCUCAAUGCUCUACUCCUUCUUCAUGCCCAAGGCCAAGUGCUCCGAACGCCUCCCACUGCCCAUGUCCGAGGUGGUACGCCGUGUCUCCAAGCGACGCAUCGAGCCCUACGAGCGUUCGCUGGUCUUUGAGAUCUGCUGCAACGAUGUCGACGGUGAGGAUGUGGAGGUGCCCUAUGUGCGUUACACGCUCCCCUGAAACAAGCACAUCAGCCACAAGCCGGCCGCGCCCACACGCGCCCCUAAUCUUAAUCGUAACAGUUAAAUUAUUAUUUAAAAACAAACAAACAAAAAAAAACAAAAACACAAAUGGAAAAUCACUUUUUUGGUCAUUGUUGUUGUGCGCCGCACUCAAAGAAAAUUUGUACUGUGCAUUUUAAGAGAUACACGCAAAGGAAAAAGCACCAACAAAUAGGAAAACAAAAAAACAUCAACAAAUUGAAAGCAAGCAUUAAAACUCUCACACAUACACACUCAAACACACACACGAACACAACUAAUUGAUAUAGAAAUUAUAUAUUAUAUACAAGUAUGUGUAAUCCUAUAAGGAUAAUGGCAAAUAUUGAAUUCGCGUUACACAACAAAAAAAAAUACAAAGACUCGACCUAAAAACUAAACAAGAAAAAUCGAUAAAACAAAAACAAAUAAUAAGAAAAUAAACAUUUGUCUGCUCAGCAUAUAUAGGCUAUAAAGAAACGUUUACACAAAUUUGGAGAACAUUUUCAAAUUCAGUUAACAUCUAAUUUUUUUUUUUUGUUAAAAUUAAAUUCAAAUUGUAUUUAAAUCAAAGGCGAAGCAACUGAAUAAAGCUGUAUAUUUCAUAUGGUAAACGGA
Messenger RNA from Drosophila grimshawi, 4696 nucleotides. RefSeq names its product ubiquitin-like modifier-activating enzyme 1 (gene Uba1). The transcript is spliced from 4 exons. Bases 327 to 4061 code for a protein of 1244 amino acids. Gene Ontology annotation, biological process: protein sumoylation. Gene Ontology annotation, molecular function: SUMO activating enzyme activity. NCBI's taxonomy places the organism in Eukaryota, Metazoa, Arthropoda, Insecta, Diptera, Drosophilidae. The record is from RefSeq and is a predicted model, not a curated record. Gene Ontology annotation, cellular component: cytoplasm; SUMO activating enzyme complex.